This is a messenger RNA of Acanthosepion pharaonis, 861 nucleotides long. The record is from the annotation of a GenBank genome assembly. Lineage: Eukaryota; Metazoa; Mollusca; Cephalopoda; Sepiida; Sepiidae.
AUGGUCGAUCACCCCGCUGCGAUCCGGGAAGAAAUAGACGUCCUUGACCGCGACCCCGGCGGGUAUUGGCACGGCGAUCCGUACCGUCUUGCCCUGCGUCUCGAUCACGCCCUCGCCCCCGGGGGCUUGGGCAGCGCAGCACGCCAGCGGUCGAACUGGCUACGCGUCGCCGGAUCGACCGCGCCGUCACCCCACCUUCAGUUGGGUCGACAGCGUCUGGGUCUCUCGGAACGCAGAUCGUGUCGGUACAGACCAGAUAGUCGGCUUCACCGAGACGGGCAGCGGCGUGCCCGGCGCCAUCCCCGCCAGCACCGACAGGUCGACGAGCAGCGCGAAGGGCCGCUCAUAGACAUAGUUCAUCACCCCGCGAUCUUCAGCCGACCGGGCACCGGAUGGCGCAGUUCGCCCCGCCGUCACGCCGGAGGCAAGGUCAAUGCGCCUCGGUCGGCAGGCCGGCAUCGCCGCCAUUCUUCCAAUAGCCGUGCCCCCCUUUCCGGCGUGGCGACGAUCGCCAGCGUCACCGUGCUGCCGGCCCGGGGCACGGCGCUUUCGGCCACCAGACGCAUCGGCAGAUGGAUCGCACCAGGCUCCGCCGAGGGGCGCGGUAUCGGCUGGCCGGGACGGCAGCGGCGAUCCCAUGAAUAUCGCCGUCAUCAGGAUGUAAAACCAACCGCGCAUCGGCCUUGCCCUAUACCCGUUUGGCGUUCCGCCAGCGCCGCCGUUCACGCUUUGCAUCAGGAUGCCCAUGACGUCGCUCCCCGUCGCGCUUCGCACCGCGCUCCUCGCCUCGCUACCCUCUUCGCGGCGCCCCUCGCCGCCCAGCAAGCAAGCCCGGGCCCGGCCCCGCGCCGACCAGCCUGA